AUGCAACCUGACGACCCCCCGGCACGGCCAGCGGGAUGCUGCCACAGGUUCGGAGCUGCGCUUCUCGCGAUGCCCCGGUGUGCACUCUGCCUUCUUGCCCUCGAGCUGCUCGCCGGCCUUUCCCUGUCGCUGGCCUCGCUGGCGGGGGGCUUCCAGGCUGCAAUCUGGCUCUCCAUCAAUAUGGAGCGUGCAUACAAGGACCUGGAGCUCUGGCGGCUGGUCAGCGCCCCUGUUCUCCCGGAGUCCGUCUUCCAGGGAGCCCUCUUCGCCUUGAUCGGCUGGAACUCUGCGUUCCUACUGGAGCGGACCGUCGGCUGGAAGGUUUUUCUCGGGCUCCUCGCCUUUGCGGUCCCCUGCGUCUCCCUUCUGACGUCGGCCCUCACGGCCCUCCUCGCCCUCACCCCCGGCCUCCGGGACGUCCCGUACUUCGCCGCCCAGUGGACAAGCAAUGCGAACAUGGGGCCCGGACCCCUGCUGGUAUUCCUGACGAUUAUGGGGAUCCGGCUGUCCGGGCAUAAGUCGUUCACUUGCUGCUUCCGGUGCCCCAUCCCGGCGUGGGGCGUCAUCCUCGUCACCGUCCUCAUGGCCCAGGUGAUGCUCUAUCCCCCCUGGGAGGGCGUUCCCUACACGCUCUCGGGCGUCGUCGCAGCGUAUGUCCUGCCGCGAAGAGCCUUCAGGAGGCCUUUGUCCCCGGAGGACGAGGCUCUCGUGGCCAGCGAGGACGGGCCCGAGGACGUCCGGCCUACAGAGACACUUCCGCCUCCUGCCGAGGAGUUCCGGGGCCGGGGGAGGAGCCUGUGA
Molecule: messenger RNA, 801 nt
Organism: Giardia duodenalis
Lineage: Eukaryota; Fornicata; Diplomonadida; Hexamitidae
Exons: 1
Coding region: 1-801 (266 amino acids)
Source: RefSeq, a predicted model, not a curated record